Aquila chrysaetos chrysaetos is the source of this 1013-nucleotide messenger RNA. It is a transcript of the gene CRYGN, whose product is annotated as crystallin gamma N. Lineage: Eukaryota; Metazoa; Chordata; Aves; Accipitriformes; Accipitridae. The record is from RefSeq and is a predicted model, not a curated record. The transcript is spliced from 5 exons. Gene Ontology annotation, biological process: visual perception; lens development in camera-type eye. Gene Ontology annotation, molecular function: structural constituent of eye lens.
CUGAAGGAUGCAUUUCUUCUCCAAACACAACGUGCCACCUCCCUCCUUCCUCUUCCAGCGCAUCCCAGUCAACUCAACGUCUUCCAGCUCAGCCUACGUGUGCGUGUACACGCGCUUAUUAACUUUUAUAUCUUAAUUGAAAGGGCGGCAUAUGUUUAAGCCUUAAUAAUGACAUCCUUUCUUCCCAAACGGUCUUUAAUCUUGAAACGAAGCGGUGAACCAAGGCAGCAGAGCGGGGUUGCUGAGUGAGGCUGCUGGCAUCCCUCACGACACCAGCCCCGUCUCCCCCCUCCCGCUGGCUGCUAUAUAGCGGGGUGUCCAACGUUUCUGUCCAUCGCAGUUUUGGUUUGGCUCCCGCUUUUGGUCUUGGAUAGCAGCCAGGAGAAAAUGUCUCAAUACUCAGGAAAAAUCACGUUCUACGAAGGCAAAUGCUUCACGGGCAGAAAGCUGGAGGUCUGCGGCAGCUGCGGCAGCUUCCAGGACCGAGGUUUCCUCAACCGGGUCAACUCCAUCUGUGUCCAGAGCGGGGCUUGGGUCUGCUUCGAUCACCCCGAUUUCCGAGGGCAGCAGUACAUCCUGGAGCACGGCGAGUACCCCGACUUCUAUCGCUGGAACGGCCGCAGUGACCACCUGGGCUCCUGCCGGCCCGUCGGGAUGCACGGCGAGCAUUACAGGAUCGAAAUAUUUGAGGGGAGCCAUUUUAGCGGUCCCAGCCUGGAGCUGACAGAAGAUUGCUCCUUCCUGCAGGGACAAGGCUGGGACAAGACCUGCAUCAACGCCCUCAAAGUGUACGGGGACGGCGCGUGGGUGCUGUAUGAGGAGCCCAACUACCGAGGCCGUAUGUAUGUGGUGGAGCGGGGCGAGUUCAGCAGCUUCAAUGCGUGGCAGGCACGCAGCGCGAGCGUCCAGUCCAUCAGAAGAGUCAUCAACUACUUCUAGCUGAGCUUUCAUCCUACUAGCAAUGGCCUGCUGAGACCGGGCAUCACCCUCCUUCCCACUCGCUGACCUGUAGA